GGUACCUCCCCUCAGUCUCUCGGCCCUGUGUGGGUCAGACAGGAACAAGAUGGCGCCGGGAGGAGCGUUAGCUUCUGGACCAGUCGUUGUCUGAGAGACUGGUGCUGAUCCGGCAGGAUGAACCUCUGCGCGCAGUAUUUACGACAGGCAGAGGCCCUGAAGGCGGACAUGACAGAUUCGAAGCUGGGGGCUGCGGAGGUGUGGACGUCCCGGCAGGCGCUGCAGGAUCUGUACCAGAAGAUGCUGGUGACCGAUCUGGAGUACGCUCUGGACAAGAAGGUGGAGCAAGACCUGUGGAAUCAUGCUUUUAAGAACCAGAUCACCACGCUGCAGAGCCAGGCCAAGAACCGAGCCAACCCCAACCGCAGCGAGGUCCAGGCCAACCUGUCGCUGUUCCUGGAGGCAGCUAGUGGCUUCUACACACAGCUGCUGCAGGAGCUGUGCACCGUGUUCAACGUGGACCUGCCGUGCCGCGUCAAGUCGUCUCAGCUCGGCAUCAUCAGCAAUAAGCAGAGCGUCAGCAGCGCCAUCGUCACGCCGCAGCCCAGCUCCUGCUCCUACAUCUGCCAGCACUGCCUCGUCCACCUGGGAGACAUCGCACGUUAUCGUAACCAGACCAGCCAGGCAGAGUCGUACUACCGACACGCAGCUCAGCUGGUCCCAUCCAACGGUCAGCCUUACAACCAGCUGGCCAUCCUGGCCUCGUCUAAAGGAGACCACCUCACCACCAUCUUCUACUACUGCCGCAGCAUCGCUGUCAAGUUCCCCUUCCCAGCAGCCUCCACCAACCUGCAGAAGGCCCUGUCCAAGGCUCUGGAGAGCCGCGAUGAGGUGAAAAGCAAGUGGAGCGUGUCAGAUUUCAUCAGGGCCUUCAUCAAGUUUCACGGUCACGUCUACCUGAGCAAGAGUCAGGACAAACUGGACGCUCUGAGGGAGAAACUGGAGGAGCAGUUUCAGAGGCUGAUCCUACAGAAAGCCUUCAGCUCCCAGCAGCUGGUCCACAUCACGGUCAUCAACCUGUUUGAGCUGCACCACCUCCGAGACCUGACGGCUGACAGUGGCGAGCAGAGCUACAGCAGCGAGCAGCAGAUCAGCUGGUUCCAGCUGCUCGGACUCUUCAUGUCCUUCCUGGGAGUGAUGUGCAGCCGCGCUCUAUUCAACAAGAGCCGCGGCGAGGAGAUCAUGGGCGAGUGUCCUCUGCCGGCCAUCAAAGUCUCUCUGGACUGGCUCAAACUGAGACCCAGCGUCUUCCACGAGGCCGCCGUCCACCAGCGGCAGCAUGUCUGGCCCUGGCUCGUCUCCAUCCUCAACAGCUUCCAGCCCAAAGAGGACGAGGUGUCCUGUUCCUCAGUGACGCCGCUGCCAGAGGAGUUUGAGUUGCAGGGUUUCUUGGCGCUCCGGCCGGCUCUGAGGUCUCUGGACUUCACUAAAGGGCAUCAGGGCAUCCUGGUGGACCGGGACGGCUUGCCGGUCCACACCCGGCACCAGAGACUCGUCAGUCUGGGGAAAUGGGUGGCCGACAACCAGCCGGGGCUGAUCCAGUGCAGACCGAGUGAAGACGGCCUCCUCGUCUUCGUCACCGACAUUCCAGAGCAGGCCAUCGAGGAGCCGCAGGAGAAGGAGCCGCCGGUGCUGCAGGAGUCGUCCAACGCCGAGCAGACGCCCAACGACAACGGCGGCAACUCGGGCCUGAAGUCGGUGCUGUCGGCGGGGAAGACUCAGAGCGCGUGGCCCGACGGCAGCGACCGGCCCGUCGUCACCUUCAAGGAGAACAUCAAACCCAGGGAGCAGAGCCGCGAGCCCACGCGGAACCAUCACCUGAAGGACAGCGGCAAGGAGCGCCGCGACUUCACCAAGGGCAACGGGGCUGCUGGGAAAGGAGAGCUGAAGAGGGACGCCAAGAGGAAGAGCGAGCUGAAAAAAGCCGGUCACGAGAAAACUCCUGACGCUGUGAAACAGGUGAAGGCGCAGACUGAGCUGAGGAAGACUCCGGUACCCGAGGCGAAGAAGACUCCUGUCACCCAGACUCAAACCACCGGCUCCUCCCAGUUCAUCCCCAUCCAUCACCCCGGAGCCUUCCCACCGCUGCCCAGCAGACCUGGUUUCCCUCCCUCAGCCUACGUCAUCCCUCCCCCGGUGGCGUUCCCGGGGCUUCAGGUCAACCCGGGCUUCACCUUCUCCACCGGAGUGUCCGUGCCCGGGCCUUUCCUCCAGCCGGGCGUCCACACGCAGGCCGGCACGCAGGCCGGCAAGCCGUCGCACAUUCCCUACAGUCAGCAGCGGCCCUCUGGUCCCGGGCCGGGCCAGGGGCCGGGCCCCGGGCCCAUGAACCAGGGCCCCUCCCAGGGCCAGCAGUCCCAGAGCUUACAGCAGUCGGUGCAGCUGCAGGUGCAGGCCAUGAGCCAGCAGCAGCAGUCUCCGACCAAACCGGGGCAGCAGGUCGGGAUGGGGAAGAGUCCGCCACACCACCCGGGCCUGCAGCAGCAGUACAUGCAGGUCCAGGACCAGCCGGCCCAGAUGUGGAACCAGGCUCAGGCCGCUCUGCAGAAGAUUCCUCCUCAGAUGCAGAUGUCCAUGAAGCAGCCUCAGCCUCAGCAGCAGCAGCAGCAGUUCUACAUGGCAGCACAGGAUCCUCUCAAACUGUACGAGCAUCAGCUGCAGUCCAACAUGGACAAGAAGAUCAAGUACCCCAACGUCAAGAUGCAGGACUUCUACUGGGAGCCGUCGUACCGGAUGGGCGAAGGCCUGGCGGUGAUGGCCGACAGGAUGAAGAGGCCGCCGCCGGGCGGCAUCUGCCCGGAGCAGGACGGCCCAGCGGGGCCCCGCGGACCCCCGUUUGAGGACACCAAGAGCUCGCCUCUUCUCCCUCCUGACCUGUUAAAAACUCUAGCAGAUUUUGAGGAAGAGGAGGAGCUGGUCUUUUCUAAGCCUCCUGAUUUCUUCCAGGCCUUGGCCGGCCCUCUUAGCACUGCUCCCGGACCAAACAUAUUUCUGAACCAGACCAGGAUGGAGAGCGGUCCCGAGGUCGUCAGCCAAUCAUCUUCUCUGCUGCCCAUGUCUGGCUUCCCCAUGCAGGAGUACAACCAGAACAGCAUCUUCAGCCAGGCGUACGGGAAGAACCUGCCGCCCAGCAACAAGCUGGACGCUCCCAUGAUGCACCAGGAGCCGUCGCUCUACUCUCUGUUCGAGGGGACUCCAUGGUCACCGUCGCUCCCCGCCAGCUCAGAUCACUCCACCCCAGCCAGCCAAUCCCCUCACUCCUCCAACCCCAGCAGCCUGCCGUCCUCCCCCCCAACACACAACCACGGAGCCAUGCCCUUCUCCAACUUCGGGCCCAUCGGCACUCCGGACAGCCGGGACCGCCGGGUGGUGGACCGCUGGAAGCCCGACAAGACCGGAGCAGUGAGCGGCUUCGGGCUGGACUACCUGCCAUCUGCAGCUUCCUCGGCAGCUUCAGAUUCCAGCUGGCAUCAGACGGGGCCGGCCGGCAGCUCCUGGACCAAUCAGGAGUGUCCGAUGGAGGAGUCGUCCUCCACCGUGCUGCUCGACAGCCUCAAGUCGAUCUGGUCGAGCUCCAUGAUGCAGCCCGGCCCGUCUGC
Messenger RNA from Perca fluviatilis (European perch), 3599 nucleotides. RefSeq names its product SMG7 nonsense mediated mRNA decay factor (gene smg7). NCBI's taxonomy places the organism in Eukaryota, Metazoa, Chordata, Actinopteri, Perciformes, Percidae. The record is from RefSeq and is a predicted model, not a curated record. Gene Ontology annotation, biological process: nuclear-transcribed mRNA catabolic process, nonsense-mediated decay. Gene Ontology annotation, molecular function: protein binding; telomeric repeat DNA binding; telomerase RNA binding. Gene Ontology annotation, cellular component: telomerase holoenzyme complex.